Trichophyton rubrum CBS 118892 is the source of this 1939-nucleotide messenger RNA. RefSeq lists its product as uncharacterized. The record is from RefSeq and is a predicted model, not a curated record. Bases 397 to 1212 code for a protein of 271 amino acids. The transcript has 2 exons. Gene Ontology annotation, cellular component: cytoplasm. Lineage: Eukaryota; Fungi; Ascomycota; Eurotiomycetes; Onygenales; Arthrodermataceae. Gene Ontology annotation, molecular function: protein serine/threonine kinase activity; ATP binding.
GACGGACUGACAGCUCCCUCCGCCCCUUGCUCGCUUCUGCUGCUCCCUGCAUCGCUUUCGUAUCGUCCGCCGCCAUCGCCAACGCCGUCCCGCAGACGCAGCCGCAGCCACAGACGCAGACACAGACGGAAGCGCAGAGAGACGCAGCGACAGAGACAUCGACGUGCUCAUCGACUCCACCAUCGAAUGCUGUAACUCCCGCAGGCUCGCCGUCCGCGUCCCCGACUGACAUGACCAGACCACAGCCGUCGCCACUACUACAAACAUCCCCUUCUUCUCCCUAUACACCGCAAGUCCGCUGCCUCCCCGCGAGCAGACGCAGGCAUAGCACGGCUGCUCUCCCGCCAGCAAACAGACGCAGACACGCAGACACGCACUGCACGCACCGGCCGAACGAUGGUGGUGUCCCGACCCCGCGAGCGCGAGCAACAGGAUAAUGGAGACGCCAGCGCCACCCGCACCUCAAAUACCCCUACCAGGAAGAUGUCGAGAGCUGACUCCAGCCCGCCCAAGAAGGACCGGGAGAGGGAGAGGGAGAGGGACAGAGACAGAGACAGAGAUAGAGACAGAGACCGGCAGAUCAAGUCCUCGGCCAAAGACGUGGCGGAACUCACUGACUUUCAAUUAGGAGACUGCCUGGGCAAAGGAGCCUUCGGAUCUGUCUACAGAGCUCUGAAUUGGGGCACAGGCGAGACCGUUGCCGUCAAGCAGAUACGGCUGGCGGAUCUGCCAAAGAGUGAGCUGAGGGUUAUCAUGGUAAGUGGCCCAUUGACAAACAGUGCAGACACAUGCAAUAUCUCUACACAUAGCUCUAAUACCUUUCUCUCUACAGCAAGAAAUAGACCUGUUGAAGAAUCUAGAUGUAAGUUGCGGGCCGGCUCGAGAUCCCCCUUGGAUCAGGAACCCGACAUCAAAUCCACAGUACUAAUCUGUUUACCCGUCAUAGCAUCCAAAUAUCGUCAAGUACCAUGGUUUUGUAAAGUCUGCCGAAACCCUAAACAUCAUAUUAGAGUAUGUACCUUUCCUAUCUCUACCCUUCUGUCUCGGAAUAUAGAUCUAACACGUCUGCUAGGUACUGCGAAAACGGCUCGCUGCAUUCGAUCUCCAAGAACUUUGGCCGGUUCCCUGAGAACUUGGUUGGACUAUAUAUGUCUCAGGUCCUCCACGGAUUGCUAUAUCUGCACGAACAAGGUGUCAUACACAGGGACAUAAAGGGCGCAAACAUCCUAACCACAAAGCAAGGCCUAGUGAAGCUUGCGGAUUUUGGUGUCGCCAGCCGAACUACGGGUCUUCAUGAGUCCAGCGUCGUUGGAACACCGUACUGGAUGGCUCCGGAGGUUAUUGAACUUUCCGGUGCUACAACAGCUUCGGAUAUAUGGAGUUUAGGCUCAACUGUUAUAGAACUGCUUGAAGGGAAACCGCCGUACUAUAAAUUCCAACCCAUGCAGGCCUUAUUCCGCAUUGUCAAUGAUGACCACCCCCCGCUACCCCAAGGCGCUUCUCCUGUGAGUUUUCUUUUUCUUUUUCCUUUUUUCACACCCCUUUUUCUUUGGAUUUCAACGGUGAUGUUCUACUAUGAUGAUAGCUGCUAAUAACCGAUAACCUCAACUAGGCCGUGAGGGACUUCCUAAUGCAGUGCUUCCAAAAGGACCCAAAUCUACGGGUGUCUGCCAGGAAAUUGCUAAAACACCCAUGGAUAGUGAAUGUUCGUCGAUGCGACUCCGUCGUCCCUAAGAAAUCAACAGAGUACGAAGAGGCAGUUAGGAGUGUUCAGGAGUGGAACGAAGCACUUAGGUCCCCUAAUUCAAAUGCUAUCCGCAAGCCCUCACAACACCAGCAACCAGGAAUAGGGAGCAGCCCUAUCUCAACACAAAAGGAACCCAAUCCUCUAAAUAUACCAAACCGAGACACCUUGUCUCUAUUAAACAUGAAUGCUGCA